AGGCGUCUGAAGAGAAAAUGUACCCGAGAGGUUCCUGCAUGCGCCUUGUGCUACCGUCUGGGCAAGACAUGCGAGUAUGCUGAAACCGCAGCCUCGGAGGCCUUCACAGGCAUCAGUGCUGCUGCCUUUUUUCCCAGGCCAGCAGAGGCCUUUCCGCUGCCCUUCUUCUUGGAUUCAGAGUACUUGACUUCUCAGUCAGUCAAUGCUCUGUCGUGGAGUCGGCACCCAUACAUUCAUCAGAUUGUGGCCGAACACCUUGACGAUGACCGAGUGACUCUCUGUGAACACUAUCUCUCCACAGUGCACAAGUGGCUGCCCAUGAUCAGCCGCAAGCGCCUUUUCAACGAAGUCAACAGUGACGCAACCGAGGUCGAUGGCUGCCUUGCCAUCUUUCUACUGAGCAUG
Molecule: messenger RNA, 405 nt
Organism: Trichoderma reesei QM6a
Lineage: Eukaryota; Fungi; Ascomycota; Sordariomycetes; Hypocreales; Hypocreaceae
Exons: 3
Biological process (GO): regulation of DNA-templated transcription
Molecular function (GO): zinc ion binding; DNA-binding transcription factor activity, RNA polymerase II-specific
Source: RefSeq, a predicted model, not a curated record